This is a messenger RNA of Phascolarctos cinereus (koala), 1396 nucleotides long. It is a transcript of the gene PRKAG1, whose product is annotated as protein kinase AMP-activated non-catalytic subunit gamma 1. NCBI's taxonomy places the organism in Eukaryota, Metazoa, Chordata, Mammalia, Diprotodontia, Phascolarctidae. The record is from RefSeq and is a predicted model, not a curated record. Gene Ontology annotation, biological process: regulation of catalytic activity; protein phosphorylation. Gene Ontology annotation, cellular component: nucleus; cytoplasm; nucleotide-activated protein kinase complex. Gene Ontology annotation, molecular function: protein kinase binding; protein kinase regulator activity; AMP binding.
UCCGGUCCGGGUCCAGCUGGAACCCCACUGCCGGGCUGAGGAAGGAAAGGGAGGGGGGCCAGGGACAUCGGGUCUCCUGCCUGGGCUGGCCCUUAUCGGUCACUAUUCCAGAGAGUGGUAUGGAAAAAUGCACCCCAGCUCUGGAAGAAACCCCAGAAUCCAACAGUGCUGUCUAUACCUGUUUCAUGAAAUCCCAUCGGUGCUAUGAUUUGAUACCCACGAGCUCCAAACUGGUUGUGUUUGAUACCUCCCUGCAGGUAAAGAAAGCUUUCUUUGCCCUUGUCACAAAUGGAGUUCGGGCAGCCCCAUUAUGGGACAGCAAGAAACAGAGUUUUGUGGGUAUGCUGACCAUCACUGACUUCAUCAAUAUUUUACACCGUUACUACAAGUCAGCCUUGGUACAGAUCUAUGAGCUGGAAGAACAUAAGAUAGAAACCUGGAGAGAGGUGUACCUUCAGGACUCCUUUAAACCUCUUGUCUGCAUUUCUCCUAAUGCCAGCCUUUUUGAUGCUGUUUCCUCACUGAUCCGAAAUAAGAUCCAUAGACUGCCAGUCAUUGACCCUGAUUCUGGCAACACUUUGUAUAUCCUCACCCACAAACGUAUCCUCAAGUUCCUCAAGCUCUUUAUUGCAGAGUUUCCCAAACCGGACUUCAUGUCUAAGUCUCUGGAGGAGCUCCAGAUAGGCACGUAUGCCAACAUUGCCCUAGUGCGUACCACCACACCUGUCUACGUUGCAUUGGGCAUCUUUGUUCAGCACCGGGUUUCUGCCUUGCCUGUGGUAGAUGAGAAAGGGCGUGUGGUGGACAUCUACUCCAAGUUUGAUGUUAUUAACUUGGCUGCAGAAAAAACCUAUAACAACUUGGAUAUAUCUGUGACAAAAGCACUACAGCAUCGAUCCCACUAUUUUGAGGGUGUACUCAAGUGCUACCAGCAUGAAACUCUGGAGACGAUCAUUAACAGGCUGGUGGAAGCUGAGGUUCACCGGCUGGUGGUUGUGGAAGAAAACAAUGUGGUAAAGGGCAUCGUGUCACUGUCUGAUAUACUACAGGCCCUGGUGCUCAGAGGUGGAGAGAAGCCCUGAUCUGAGUGGAGAGGAAUGCAUAGAAUGCACCAUACCUGUGAUCAGUUGGAUGGGAUACUAGAGGCUCUGAUCCCUUUUAUGAAGCUCACCUACUCACCCUACCUUACAGAAAGGGUAUAAAGGGGUAGAAAAACAUAGAAACCCACACACUUCAAAGGAGUAACCUGUAGCCCAGGCACCAACCAUCUGCACUGAUCCCCUGCUUGAACUAAGGGCUGUGUGUCCCUCAUCCUAGGUAAUUCUGGUCUCUAAGAGAUCCCCAGUCCUUUCAGCACACACCCUGCUCCUGUGUCCUGAGAUAAUGUACCAAGAAA